AUGGCACACCCAUCCUCUGGCAGUGACAUAGAGGAUUACAUUCCCAAAUCAAAAUCCAACCUGAGCCUCUCUGUGGGCUAUUUCCCUUGUGAGCAUAACAUCAUCUGUGAGGACACAACCUCCUGUGGAGACUCAUCUCCCAAGGUUUCUAUAACGCACAUCUUUCCUCCUCGCCAAGGGACAUGGAGGACCGAGGGUAAAGGGAGAUUCAUGAAGAGACGAGACCAAAUUCAGGAGAAGUUAAGGCCAGUUUGCAAACUAAGCAUCCCCCUGGCCUGGGAUGUUGACAUGGGUUCUAACAGUGCAGACUCAAUAACUGAUCACGAUUUAAACAGAGGCGAGUGGAUAGACAAGUUCCCAAAAGAGAAGACAAAACUGACUGUCAGCAAACUGAAUGGCCUUAUGCAAAUGCUUGAGACAUUUCUAGAAAAUGAAAAAGAUGAUGACUCUGAGUUCCCUAAGUCUACUCGGGAGAAAGAUUUCCAGCUGUCCAGCAGCUCCCCUCCAGAUACGGUUCAGAUGAUAAGACAGGCAACUGACUGCCAAAGGACAAGUACCAUAGAGACCGACUCAAUCUCACCAGAACAGUCAGAUAAGGAGGACCCUCCUUCCAAUACACAAGCCCGGUCCUGUCUGAACUUGGGUCUGAUCUUCAGAUGGCUGAGCCAGCGGGUCUUCUCCUCUCUAUCGGGGAGAAAGCAUCCCUCAAAGGCCACCAAGAGCCCACCAGUCAGCAGUACAACCCAUCAGAUUCCUACCGUGGCAGAAUGA
This is a messenger RNA of Carlito syrichta (Philippine tarsier), 771 nucleotides long. RefSeq names its product chromosome unknown C12orf71 homolog (gene CUNH12orf71). NCBI's taxonomy places the organism in Eukaryota, Metazoa, Chordata, Mammalia, Primates, Tarsiidae. The transcript has 3 exons. The coding region runs from base 1 to 771 and encodes 256 amino acids. The record is from RefSeq and is a predicted model, not a curated record.